AUGCGCGCCCAUGAUGAAUGCGUUUCGGGGGACUCCGGACACACCUUGUUGUUUAGUAACUCAUCAACAAUGAGGGCGCUACUCCUCAUCGACGUCAUUUUCGUCAUCAUGGCCGCACCAAUCAGCGCGUGGCAGAGAAUCUGCGGGGAACAGUUGGUUGAGACUGUGUCUAUCGUCUGCAACACGCGGGGCUUCUAUAGUCACAGGGAGAAGCGAGAAGCCGAGCUUUUUCAGGAUGAACGCACCGCGAAAAGUUUCUUGGGAACCCACAUCGGCUCCAGGCAGCGUAGGCGGACGGGCCGGAUCGCCACGGAGUGCUGCGAGAAAGUCUGCAGCUACGACAUCGUGGAGAGUUACUGUAACCCGUGGCCGGUGGUGGAGGAUCGGGACGACCCGAUGCUGGCCCCCGUGGCCCCCGGCCGGGUCCGGCAGGACAAGUCGGCCGACGCCGACCUGUUGCUCCGGCCGGACAUCGCAGAGAUCAGCGAGGACAAGUCGUCGCUGCUUCGGCAGGCGGCGGAGAAGGAUGAGCCGAUCGACGACCUGGACACGCUAGAAAACGAGUACGCGGACGGGGGAAACGUGAUGCUCCAGGCCCGUGAAGGGGUGAAGGAAGAGGGGGCAGAGCUUGGAAAGGAAAUGGAGGAGGGUGGGGAGAAGAUGCCCUUCCCUGAGGUCGUCCCGACGAAGAAGAGGAGGCGAGUGGAGGGUCGGCGGUCGAGGGAGAAUAGCAGGGACAGGAAUGGCAAAUCAGAAGGAAAGAGCAAGAGAAAGAGCGGAAGCAGGGAAGGCGGUCGAUCCUUCCGUCGGAGGGGGAAGAACUCCAGAAGGAAGAAGGGCAGAGACGGACGUGAGAGAAGCAAACGAUGGGAGGCGUUGGUGACCUCUCACCCACCAACAAAAGACAUAGUUGACGCCUUGAGAAGUGCCUUGCGAGCGGCAGGCAGGUCACCAUCACGCGUGGCCGGCAGCUUCGCCCCCGACGAACAGCGCAGCCCUUUGGGCACCCCAGCGGGCUUGCAGCACCGAUCUGGCCUCGACCCGUCGGGCAAGCCCCGCCCAAGCUACCGAGUCACCCAGAAAGACAACCAAUCGACGCUAGAGGCCUUGUACAAUCUGGCAUUGCGGCUGUCCAGGCCACGACGAGGUUGAGAUAAUAGAAACACACCAAGAGUUGGUAAGGACUGGACUUGAAACACAGCGCCCUCUUUUGUUGCGUGGGCGAUUGAACUUAGACCAAGUUGUUGCGUCACUGUUUCAAACAAUGUGCUUUUUGUUGUUGUCGUCCUCGAAUCAAAUGAUUACUGUUUAAUGCGUCCCCUUCACAAACAGUCUAAAAUUGUUAGUGUUGGAUUGUUCGGGGUCGUUCAGGUUCGCCUGAGUGCGGACAAUUAUAUUCUAACAAUAUAUGAAAAUCACAACCAAAAAUGCUGCAACCGAGUACCAGUCUACGGGUGCACAUGCGCACUCAACAAAGCAUGUAUGAUACUCUGUACAAAAACUAUAAAAAAAAAAAAAAUCAACUUCGCACGAAUUUUUAAAAUCCGUCCAAGCUAGUCUAAAUAUAAAGUGCUACUUAUCUUUUCGGUUUAAGUAAUAUUAUGUGUAUUACAAGCAGACGUGCAUGGAUACAUGUACUUAUAUUUUUGUUGCUAUAUUUAUCUCUUCUGCUGUUUUAAUUUGUUUUUCAACUUGUAGUUCAUUAUUAUAAUAAUUGUGGGAGGAGUUUAACACAGAGAGAACAUAUUUGUGACAUCUGUACUUAUAUUUUGAUAAGCGUUGUUUUACGGUACCUGUUAUGUUCAAUAUCACAAUAAGAGCAUUCAGCAUUCAGACUUUUUGUUAGCGAUUUUUCAUGACACAUGUCGAAGUUGAACGUUGGUGGCGCCCUUUUUGAAGAAAUCGAACCCUUGCUUAUUGUGAUCCUCACCCUUUAUGAAGAAUUCUUUUGAACAAUGAAAUCGAGAUGAGAAAAGUUCACUCCUUUUUUGUGUGCAUCUCCUAUGAGGACAGUGAAACUUUUAUCUGUGCAAUACUGUGUGGUACUCUUAAAUUAGUGUUUAUCAAUCUAAUCUAUUUUAAUAUCGAGAUUGAUUUGUUCUUUUUGUGAAUAAAGUACAAAAUGACGGCUUCUCGUAGUGAAUAGCAAGAACAUUUCAACUUAACUGACGGUAGUAUUAGUAAACGAAGAAAUGUAUAAAUAAGCAUAGAAUAAUAUAUAUGGCAAACAAUUAUAUUUUUAUGAUUAUUGCUUAUGGGAUGUUUAAUGUUUCGUCUCGGCACUUGAGUUGUGUAAGUUUUGAUGUUUGUAUGCUAUUUAUCCACCAAGAAGAAAUCCAAAAAGACGCUAGGUACACGAUCAAAGUAUUUCUGUUUUUUAAAGGGAAACAAAAUAUUGAGGAGGAAAACGGUUCCUGUAAUACUGCUGUCUGUUGAAAUGAGAUGCAUUUCUUUAGGCGACUCAUUAGCAAUGAGUGCCAAAUACCGGCUUCAAGAUCCUUAUUUUUUUCUCUCUAAGUUUGUUUGCCGUGAUGUCUUUUGCAGUAGUGACACAGACAGGUAUGGAAAUUGGCCAAGAGAGCCGUCAGUGGGCCUGCAGAGAUUUGCGACAACUGUAAACCAGGAGCCUUUUUUGUUCCAAAGACCCCAUGCGUAUUUACGCGCUGUACUGUCUAUCAUCGAGCUUUGUUUAAUCUUUAAUGAUGUCACCUCGAAGCACUACUUCUGCUAUUUUCCGUUCGAUAAGAACAACCCCGCGUAAAGCAACCCACCAUUUUUAGAAACGGGAUGCUGCUGAAGUGUUUUUUUUCACCGCACAACCUCAUGUCGCAACCCUAGCUGUGUACGGCUCUGACUGGCUUUAAGACGGUGGCUUACGGCGAGAGCAGACCAAAGAAUCUUGCACUCGAAAUCCGCCUGCUCAUUUCUUACCUUUAUCUGCGAAUUAGGAAAUGGGUUCGUCAGUUGCUCGAGAUCAAUGAUUUCAAAGGAGUGGGCAAUGUUUGGUGAGGAGUCGAUUCAUUGUGUGGGAUGAAAAAGUUCAGUUUCCCAAACUGAUUCGAAAAAGCGACUCUGGUUUAGAGGUUGAAAAACAUCAGCAUGAUCAAAAUAUUUUAUAUUUUGUUAAGUUUCCUCUGUAGUUGUGUGCACAGUCAAAACAAGUACAAAAUACUACCUGAGAAAAACUAUGGAUCCUGUAACAUUUUGCAAAGCUGUUUAACUCGGCUUACUGGAAAUAUUUUGAAGUAUAUUGCAGUCAAACUUCAUUUAAAUGUGUAAAUGUUAUACCCUUAACGUCUAUGUACUCUAUCUUAGUCGUAACCAUGUUUAAAUGAAACUGCAAAAUAAAUAUGUUGCCAUCUUGU
Molecule: messenger RNA, 3365 nt
Organism: Acanthaster planci (crown-of-thorns starfish)
Lineage: Eukaryota; Metazoa; Echinodermata; Asteroidea; Valvatida; Acanthasteridae
Cellular component (GO): extracellular region
Molecular function (GO): hormone activity
Source: RefSeq, a predicted model, not a curated record